Molecule: messenger RNA, 10636 nt
Organism: Podarcis lilfordi (Lilford's wall lizard)
Lineage: Eukaryota; Metazoa; Chordata; Lepidosauria; Squamata; Lacertidae
Source: the annotation of a GenBank genome assembly
GCGCAGUUUUAUUUUUUAUUGGGGGGAGGGGAGAAAACGAAAAGAAAGCUUCCCACGUGUUCUUUCCUCGGCUGACCCCGGAAGCGAUUCCUUGCCUUGCCCUCGGUUCCCUUUGCUGCCUUCAGUGGCAACUCAAUUCUGGGCGCGGGAAGGAGCCGGCGGGCGUCUCUCCCGCUCCGGCUGCCAUGGCGUACGGACCGGCGUCGAGGCGCCGCGGCGUCGGGGUGUUUUGGGCAGGCGUGAUCUCCGCCUGGGCGCUGGCCGGGAGCAGCUCCCAGCAGCCCGGUGAGUCUCCCGCCUGUCCGCCCGCCCGCCCGCCCGACUUCCUCCUCCGGAUCGCAGGCAGGAGAGUUUCUCCAGGCUGGUCUUCCUCCUCAUCGGUAGACCAAUGCCUUGCUUGCCCCCCGGGGGAAGUUGCAUGAAACUAAUUUCAGCCUUGCAACGAAUGAGUAUUAGUAUUAAUAUUAUUAUCGAUGGUGCAUCUGAUGCAUGAAACGGAUUUCAGCCUUGCAAGGCAAUUAUUCGCAGUACCUUUAUUAUGGCUGAUGCAUGAAAUGGAUUUCAACCUUGCACAGAAAUUAUUCUUAUUGAAGAUGCAUGAAACAGAUUUCAACCUUGCAUAGAAAUUAUUAUUAUUGAACCUUCAGCCAUGGGGGCUGCUCAGACAUGGCUUCAUUAGGGUCGCUGAGGUUAAUGAGCCUGGUUAGGUGCACUGGGUGUCCCCAUCUUCAGGUGUACUUGUGCACCUGUGCAACGCAGGUGUGAGCACACAGACACCGAUGCAUCAAACUUAUUUCAGACUUAGAUACCCAUCAUCUUUCCCUUCCCUGUUUUCAGCCACUGCAAAUGGGUGCACUGGAACGAUUCCCCCUGGUGCCCUGACAUUUAAUGGUGUCCCCUGUUGGUGGAUGCUAAUAUAAUUCAGGCAUAUUUUUUUCUGCAGAGACAUCAUUUCAUAGAAUUGUAACGUUGGAAGGGACCCAAUGGGUCAUCUAGUCCAACCCACUGUAAAGGCAGAAAUGUAGGAAUCACAACCACCAUUUUUGUGUGUGUUGACUCUCUCUCUCCCUGUUGAUUUACACCCUCCUCUCAGCAGAUGACAGUGUGGUGCGGCUGUCUGGUGGGGUGUUCCAAAUCGGGGCAGGUUUCUUGGACGGUAAAAAAGGAGCCGGAGCCUUCAGGAUAGUCAAACCGUUCCUGAUGGACAAAUAUCCAGUCACCAACAAAGACUUCCGGUAAGGUAUAAAUCCCACGCUUGCUUGAGGCUGGCUGUGCUCCUGAGUCCGUGGGGAUGUGGCGUUGCAAAAUUGCAAUGAUUUCUGUCUCAAUAGGACAUAUAAAUAGGACUUCAGAGUGUUCAACAUGUUCUGCAUACAGUUUAUUUUUUAUUUCAUUUAUAAGAGUAUUUCUAAGCUGCCAGCUCGUUUCCCAUGCCUGUUCUACACUGGCUGGCAGCAACAGGGUGAUAUUUCCAGCUCUGGCUGAAAACGUCAGGGAUUUGAACACGAGACCAACUGCACAUCCUCUGCUGCUGAGCUACGAGGGCCCUUCCCUGAAGCCGAUAUCGAGAAAAUUCAAAUAUUGGCUAUAUAUGAUGCUCUAUGUAGUUUAACUGUCCAGUGGGAAGUGUUCAGAUUAGGACCAGUGUAAUUGAUGGCAAAAAAAUGAUGGUGCUUUCCUCUACAUUUAUAAAAUUAUGCAUGCGGUUGAGAAAGCGGACAGAGAAAAGCUUUUCUCCCUCUUUCUCGUAACAAUAGAACUCAUGGGCAUGCAGUGAAAGUGAAUGUGAGAAGAUUCAGGACAAAUAAAAGAAAGUCCUUCAUGCAGUAUAUAGUUAAACUGUGGAACUCACUCCCACUGGAGGCAUUGAUGCCCACCAACUUGGAUGGCUUUUUAAGAGGAUUAGAUGAAUUCAUGGAGGAAGAGAGGGCUAUCAGUGGCUACUAGCUGUGAUGACCAUAGUCUGUCUCCAUGGUUGGAGGCAGUAAUGUUUCUGAAUGCCAGUUGCUGGAAGCCGCAGGAGGGGAGAGGACUCCUGGGCUCAGGUCCUGCUUGCGGGUUUCCCAUUAAGGGCAUCUGGUUGGCCAGCGUGAGACCAGGUUGCUGGCCUAGAUGGGCCAUUGACCUGGUCCAGCUGGUUCUUUUCAUGAUCCUGCUAUCUCAGAUCUCCCAUCCAUUAGCCUCCCAGGAUGCUUAUGGUUGGGAAAACAAUAGGUAGAAAAAGAAAAUGGGUCAAGAGAGGUGUUCAGAUGUGCUGGAUGAGAAAAGUUGGACAGUCAAUCAAAGCCAGGCUUUGCCGGGGCUGAUGGGAGUUGUUGUCCAAAACAGCUGGAGGGCACCAGGUUGGGGGAGGCUGAUCUAGGGACUUGUGUCUAAGUUCCUGGUUUGAAAACCAACAGGGAGUUUGUGAGAGACCAGAAAUACAAAACAGAAGCUGAGCAAUACGGGUGGAGCUUUGUCUUUGAGGAUUUCGUCCCCGAAGAACUGAAGAAGAAAGUGACACGGAAACUGGAGGUAGGGGACAGCCCUAGAGACAAACAGUGUUUCUGGUGGGGCCUGAGGUCAUGGGGGUAAAUGUCCAUCAUAAGCCUGUUCCUGCAAACAAUAUGUUUCCUCCCCCCGAAGAUUCUGGAUGUUGUCCCUCCAAAAACUGAGACUCGCCAAAUCCUAAAGUUUCUGCCAUGCUAUAUAAAAGGCUAGCUUGAUGCUACCUGCCCAUGGUUUGCCCUGCUCUCAAGCCAUUGGCCAAGCUUCUGUGAUGUCACUAGUAAUACCUUUUUCCUAAAACGGGGACAUAAUUAUUGUAAGGGGGGGGAAGGGGGGCUACAUUAGCACUGGUGAGAUUUUUGCUUUGAACACGCUUUUCUUCCUCCUUUUAGUCUGCCCCGUGGUGGCUUCCUAUCGAGAAAGCGUUUUGGAGACAGGUGAGCCUUACAUAGGGACAGGGGAAUGUUCAUCCUUCUAUAAGAGUGAUGUCACUGAAAUGGUCCAUGUUGACAUCCAAGGAAAGGGAGUAAAAAGUGGCCAUUAGCUGGAGCCCACAGAUCAGCAUAGAGCCUAUAUUUGGAAACCGCUUCGAGGCUUUUCAAGCGAUGUAUGAACUCUGUGAAAUAAAGAAAUAAAAAUGUCACAGUUCACAACCUGACACACCAGAUCCAUAUUUCCAUCCACCUGUCGCAACAAGUAAAAGAACGUCCUUCAUGCAAUGCAUAGUUAAACUUUGGAACUCCCUCCCACUGGAGGCAAUGAUGGCCACCAACUUGGAUGGCUUUAAAAGAGGAUUAGGCAAAUCCAUGGAGGAAGAGAGGGCUAUUGAUGGCUGCUAGCCAGGAUGGCUACACUUUGCCUCCACGGUUGGAGGCAGUGAUGCUUCUGAAUAUCAGCUGCUUAAGCCACAGUGGGGGCGAGUGCUCUUGUGCUCAGCUCCUGCUUGCAAGUUUCCUAGAAGAGGCCACCGGUAGAACAGGAUGCUGCAAUAGAUGGGCCAUGACAAUGUCAGGCGAUUGACACUUGUCAAAGUUCAAGGGAGGUUGCUUUAACUUGCACCCAUCUGUCAGUGUCAAUUAGCUGAUUUGUCAGUUACAGGGAGCCCCUCUGAAGUCUCUGCAGAGGGGAAAUUGCUUCCCAAAACAGAACUUCCCCCCCCGAGAAAUCAGUUUGUCUUCAAAGUGCUGGAGGAAGCUCUUUCAAUGCAAGCCACUUCCUCCUCCUCCCUUGGCUACACUAGGAGGCUAGUUUGGUGUUUGCCCCAGAGAGGAGAAUGAGCAACAGGCUCGCCCCUCCACCACCCAGAUUAGGGCUAUGGUUCAGACUUUCUCGGGGCCCCUUGGUCCCAUAAACUCCUCCCCAGUGCUCCCUACCCUAUAAAAAGCAUUGUGCAGAAUAGCGGUUUGCAUGACCCGCUAAAGAAGAUUAUAACGCGGUAACAUUCAAAACAGUUACAACUAAUUGCACAUUUACUCAAAAAUCCUGCACUUGAUCCAGGGAUACCAGCUUCUCUGAUAGUCAGCGGUGGCCACCAUCCUGGGUCUGCGCUGGUGCUCUGUGUCAUUGUUCUUUACUGAUAUUGUGGGCUGGUUCAAGGCCUACUCAGAGGAACCCCAAUCAGCCCGCAGGUCCCGGAUCUGGCAUCAAGGAGAGGCUGGACUUCCCGGUGCUGCACGUGAGCUGGAACGAUGCCCAGGCCUUCUGCGCGUGGAGAGGGAAGAGGCUGCCGACGGAGGAGGAGUGGGAGUUUGCUGCCAGGGGGGGCCUGGAGAGUACGUAAGCGAAGGGCCUGGGGUCGCGGUGGCGGCAACUUCAUCCAGUCAGCAUAUCCAGACCAUGGGAGAGCAGGCUAAGUUUUUUGGAGGAAAAACCUCAUCCAAAGAGACCAGCUUCUGAGCACAAAGCUGGCUCUGAACGGCUUCAGGGCACAGGGAGGAGACAAAAACGAGAUUUAGAAGUAUUAUGUUAUUGCUGGCAGCUGUUUUUGUGCCCUAGAUUCCUAUAAAGUAGGGCAGGGGCUAUUUUUUCUCCCCUUUCCUCUCUGUCUCUCUCUCUUCUACCUCCUUUUCUUUCUCUCCCCUCUCUCUGUGCCACCCCCUUUACCCUCACCUUCCGCCCAUUCCAUCCAUGUGAAAUUUAGGCCUUCUAGGACCACAUAGGCAGUACAAGUGGCAGCAGAUUUGUGAGGGAUUCUCUGGUUAAAGUGGGGAGUGUGGCAUAAGGAGGACUCCCCCCCCACACACACACUACAUGCACAACCGGAUUCAGGAUCGGGGAAUCAAUUUAAGUUUAGCCCAAAGGCAGCAAAACCGUUCUGACCAUCUCUCUCUCUCUCUCUCUCUCUCUCUCUCUCUCUCUCUCUCUGUAUUCAGGCAUAAGGGGGGGUGGGUAAGAUUUCCGGCUGAGAUGCUGCUGUUCCCCUUCUGCAUCAUCAUCAGUCGUUUUAAUUUAACAUUUUUAGGAUAGGAUUAAAAUCACCCUUUCCUGCUCGCCUGGUUUGAUAAGAGAAGGUGGUGUUUGUGUAUGUAAACAUGUUGGAACUGAUAAAACCGGCUUAAAAAAUGAGCUUUUCUUUAAAAAAAUAAAAAUGACCUUUUCUUUUUCCCUCCCUAUUUUUUGCCAGACAGGUUGUAUCCUUGGGGGAACAAAUUCCUCGCCAACCGUACGAACCUCUGGCAGGUAGGAAAACUGGAGAGCGGGGCUUUGGGAACCUUGGUUCCAGCCUUCCCCCAACCUGGUGCCCCCGGCUGAUGAGAGUUGUAGUCGGAAACACCUGGCAUACAGCCUACUAGUCUUCCAUUUGUGUUUUGUCCUGACUCCUAUUUAUUUAUUACAUUUAUAUCCUGCCUUUCCUCUAAGGAGCUCUAGGUGGCAUAUCUGGUUCUCUCCCCGUUUGUUCUUCAAAACAGCCCUGUGAGGUAAAUUAAGCUGAGAGGCAGAGUGGUUGCCCAGCAAGGUUCAUGACUAAACGUGGAGGGUGAGGAUUUGAACCCUGGUAUGUCUGAGGCCCUAGACUGACACUCUAACCACUAUGCCACAGCUGGCUGUGAAAGACUGGCCCCUUCUACAGGAGACUCUGUGACUGCAAUAUCUCCCCAGCCUCCGGGGAUUCUUAGGAAAGCAACAAAGCCACACUCAAACUUUGGAACUCCCUGCCUCUUGACAUCAGGCAGGCGCCUUCACUGGACUCUUUUUGGUGCCUGCUAAAAAACAUUUCUGUUUCGACAAGCUCACCUGGAUGUUUAGAAAGCUAAUGAAAAUUUUAAUUCUGUUUUUAGUCUAUUGUUAUUUCAGCUUUUCGAAAGCCUGAAAUGAUUGCUGUUAUUUUUGCUUAUCAAUAGCAUUACUGUUUUAUCAUUUUCGUAAUCCCCUUUGAGGUGUUUUUUUCUAUAUGAAAUAAAAUAAAAAGCUUGUAUCCCACAUGCCUUUAACUCUGUGGCGUGACCACACUUGGAAUAUGCUGUGCAGUUUUGGCAGCUGCAUCUCAGAAAGCCCCCUGACCAUUUCCUGCUUAGUCUAAACCUCUGAACCUUCUGUUUUUAUUAUCAAUAAACAAAAUAAGCCAAAGACAAGGAGCAUAAGGAAAGACCAUUACAGCAUGUUGAAAGCAGCAUACGGUUGGACAUUAACUUGUUGUUACAAACGUUAUGAAAAAUACAAACGAACCUGGUUUAUAUGUAUAAUUUUGCAAUAAGUCAAUUAAUCAUAGUUACUGUAAAUAUUUUUUCUCAAUCCAUUUGGAUAUGCAGGCAACCCCCAAUCUGUUCCAGGUCAUCUCACACAAUGACGGAGCACGCAUAAGCCACUUCCAGGUCACUGCGAUGCAUGCGUGGUGCACAUCAAUAGGAUGUGCUUAAAUCAGUCAUUGCCACCCCCCAAUUACUAGCUGUUAUAAUCUCAGCAGCAGCUAUAACAUUGAAACACUAUUUUUUGAUCAUUUCCUGCAAUAACAGGAUAAUCAAGCAGAAAUAUUUUAGGUUCCCAGGGUAUAUGGUAUCCUAACAUAUCAGAGCUAUUAGCCUGAAAGGAUUACCAGAUUUCUGCAGCUUCUUAACGGACGCAAUCCUGAGUGUUUUUUCAAGGCCGGUUCUCACGUUUUGCUGCCCUUAGUUACAACUGAAUCGGCUUAUGCCCUGGGAUGUCCUUUGGGGCUUGUGACUCCAGCUGUGCAACACACACACACACACACACACGAGUAUUGAGUGGAUGCUCCUUCCCUCUUUCCCCACAGGGCGAUUUUCCUGCUGUCGACACAGCCGAGGACGGCUACCAUGGGGUCUCCCCAGUGGCUGCGUUUCCUCCUCAGAACAACUACGGUAAGAAAAGUUUAUUUAUUGCAUUGAUAUCCCACUUUUUCUUCCAAGGAGCUCGAGGUGGUGCACAUGGUUCUCCCCCUCCCAUUUUACCCUCACAACUACCCUGCAAAGGCUGAGAGGCAGAGACUAGCCCAGGUAUCUUCAUGAUGGCCGAGGGGUGAUUUGAACCCUGGUCUCCUAAACCCUAGUCUUGACACUCUAACCACUGUGCCACACUGGCAACUCCUCCUUCUAGACUCCACAGAGCUUCCUGGGAUCGCUCAGUUAGUGGAGCGUGAGGCUCUUAAGGUCAGGGAUGUGGGUUCGAGCCCCACGUUGGGCAAAAGAUUCUUGCUUUGCAGGGGCUGUUGGACUAAAUGGCCUUUCCAGCUCUGUUUUUGUGAUUCCAUACUCUGUUACCAGGAUUUGGUUUGAAUCUUCCUUUAGCUAUCCCACCCACCUGAAAAGCCCUGGCCAAUGAGCUACAGUAGUUUUGGUUCCUGAACAUGUGCAGAGUGCAUUUUCCUCCCCAAUGAGCUUCUAGGAGGUCAGCAAGUAGCCUAACCAGCUGCUGUUGCUCUGUAUCCCAGGGUUAUAUGACCUGUUAGGAAAUACCUGGGAAUGGACAGACUCAGAGUAUAGUCCAGAGGGGCCUACUGGGGUCCGCCACUCUGCUCAGGGGAUGCGUGUUCUGCGAGGAGCCUCUUGGAUUGACACGGUGGACGGAUCAGCCAAUCACAAGGCUCAGCUGACGACAAGGUAGGUUGGCCCUUGGGCUCCUCAUUAACACCGCCCCACCCACCUGCUCCACCCACUAAUAUUUAGCACUCAUUUUGAAAACUGAAUGUCUCAGCUGUCCAAAACAGACUCCCGUUUUCUGAAUCUGACAGUCGUAACUGAGGUUUCACAAUUUAAAUCUCUGAAAUUUUGGUUUUGUGGGAAUGGUUUUUAAAAACACACACAGGCGACAUUUCUCCCUGAGGUAUUAAGCCACAUUCACUUGACAGUAGUCCAUAUUGCAGUCAGUGGGGCUUACUUCUGAGUAAAAUAGCACUGAUUCUAACAGGGAUGAAGAACUUCGGGGUUGCAACCCUGGAGCGCUGCUGCCAGUCAGUGUAGACGGUACUGAACUAGAUGGACCUGAUGGUUUGAUUCUGUCGAUGGCAGCUUCUUACAUUCCUAUGAAUUUGUCUGAUCCCCUUGUAGAGCCCUUGAUUUAGGUUCAUGAGGACGAGGGACCUUCAAAGGGAGGGCUGUGAGCUCAGGGCAGCUGCCUGGCAUGCAGAAGGUCCCAGUGGCCUCUCUUAAGUAGCACUGAGAAAAGACUCCCUGGAGAGCCACUGCUGCCAGUCAGUGCCAACAAUACUGAGGUGGGCUGGUGGGCUGACUCAGUAUGAAGCAGCUUCUUGGGAACUAACCUUUCCCCCUUUCGCUCCUUAGGAUGGGGAACACUCCAGACUCGGCCUCGGACAACCUGAGCUUCCGGUGUGCUGCCAGCCUUGCCGAGCAGCCGCCCCCAGCAACUGGGAGCGAAAAAGCAGAGCUCUGAAGGUGCUUCCUCCCAAAAGGAAGGAACAGACCUUUUCUCCCGUGGAGAGACCAGAUCCCCGCUUUGGUUCUGGGGAGGAGCCUCUUGUAAAAUGAGGUUUAGGAAGGGCUGAAUUGAUGAUGCUGCAAGUUUGAGGCAAAGGUGUCUUCCCCAACCUGGUAUCUUUCAUAUGUGGUCAGACCCUAAGGGUCAACCCUCGGCAAUGCAGGAAUUACAGCUCUAUAUCAGAAUCAUAGUGUUGGAAAGGACUCUGAGGAUCAUCUAGUCCAACCCCCUGCAAUGUAGGAAUAUGCAGUUGUCCCAUAUGGGGAUCAAACCUACAACCUUGCUGUAACCAACGGAAGGCCACCCAACCUUUCUAUAAAAACCUCCCACCAAGGAGAGUCCACCACCUUCCAAGGGAGCCUGUUCCUCUGUCCAACUGUUCUUACUGUCAGAAGUUCUUUGUAAUGUUUAGUUGGAAUCUCCUUUCCUGCCAUUUGAACCCAUUGUUUCAUGUCUGACCCUCUGGAGCAGCAGGAAAUAAGCUUGCUCCAUCUUCCACAUGGCAGCCCUUCAGAAACUGGAAGAGGGGUCUUGUUUCACCUCUCCAGGCUCAACAUGCCCAACACCCUCAGCUGCUCCCUGAGCUUGGCUUCCAGACCCUUCAUCAUCUGGGUCACCCUUCCCUGCAAAUGUUCCAGAGAGGUUGAUGGGAGUUUGAGUCCAGCCACGUCCAGAGGGUACCAGAUUGUGGGAGGCUGAGCUGCAGAACACUGCAGAAUAAACGGAUUAUAACUUGGAAGCGCACAGAGGCGCCUGUUUUAUCAUAGGAUUCUAGAGUUGGAAGGAGACCAAAUGGUCCUCUAGUUGAACCCCCUGCUAUAUGAAGAACCCUGUAGACGUCGCUAAGCAAGUGAUUCGAUGAAGCAAGAUGUCGCUGUGCAAUGAACAAAAGUCCACAUCCAAUAAAUAAAGCACAUUUAUUCAUUCUUAAAUCAAUCCCUCCCCUAGAAAACCAAUCCAUUCCCUUCCGUGUGUGCAGCUGUAAUAAAUAGUCAUAAUAAAUAAUUUCACACCCCUGAGCUAUUGGGCUGAUGCUAUAUAUAGCGGGAAGUGUGGGGAACAUCCCUAGCCCUCCAGAUGUUGUUGAAGUGCAACUCCCAUCAGCCCUGACCAUUGGUUGUGCUUGCUAGGGCUGAUGGGAGUUGUAGCUCAUCAGCACCUUUUCUAAGGCUUGCUGGACACUCACUUUGCCACUGGGCAUCACAAUACAGACAUGAAGCAGCAGUUGUGUUCCAGAGUCCAUGGCAGGCCAACCAGAGGAGGCAAAGACCUCCCUCCUGGUCCAGCAUCCGUGUUUCCAACGCUGGCUGCACAGACGCCUUCAGGAACACGAGAAGCCGAACUUGAAAGCAAGAGGCAACCCCAACUCCCCCUGCCCAAUCCCAUUGUUUGUGCCCUAUGAUCUGGUAUUCUGAGGUAUACAGCCUCUGACACUGGAGGUUCCAUGUUUAUCUCUUGCCACUCACAGCUCCUGGAAAACCCCAUGCAUUUGUCUAGUCUUAAAAGAUUUCUUGGGGCAGCAAAUUCAAUAUUUCUAACAGGUUUAAGGGCCUUGGGACUCCUUUCCAUACAGCAGCUUCUCUGCCUCAUUUAAGCAGCCAUACACUGGGGGUGAAAAGAAGCUUGCUUCACCUGUUGAGUUUCUCCAGAGGCCCUGUUGAAUAUUUUCCUGCCAUGCACUCCUUUUUACGUUGCAUGGAGAUGACCCUUCAGUGGCUGGAGUUUACCGCUUCAAAAUUGUUAACAGAAUCAGAAUUGUGAGCUGGAAGGGGCCACAAGGAUUAUCGAGUUCAAGCCCCUGCAAUGCAGGAAUAUUUGAUGCCUGCAUUUAAUUUCUGAGUAUAUAUCGCCUUGCAUAUUUUUGUCUGCCACUCUUAGGAUGGGGCUGGAUAAAGAUUUAAACAAUGUCCCACCCUACCCCCCCAGUCCAGGAAGAAAAACCAGACAAAAUUCUGCAAGUUUCUAGAGCACUACUAUACUGUUAUAAUUUUGGUGUGUCUCAGACUGUGUAAUUAAGGAAAGUAUAUAUAAUGAGAGCAUGUGGUAUAGUGGUUAGAUUGCCAGACUAAGACUUUGGGUUCAAAUCUCCACCCCAGCUCAGCCAUAAAGUUCUCUGGAGAUUGCUCACCCUAGCCUACCUCACAGGGUUGCAGGGAAGAUAAAAAUGGUGAGCAGGAAGUGUUGCUGAGCUCCAUGGAGAAAAGGCAAUAUGAGUUGUUGUUUUUAAAGUAAAUAAUAAAGUUUUGCUUUAGCUGUUAAC